AUGUUAUGGAUUCUUGAUCUUGGUCUAUUUGGGUUCAUGUUUAAAACUAGGUUUUGAUCUUCUUGGAAUUAAUUAUUGUUUUGAAUCUGUUGUUUUUUUUGUCUCAUACUAUUGACCCCCUUUUCCUCAUUCUUUUCCAGCCUUUAAUAAUUUUUUCCCCCUUCAUCUCUCUUCGUUUUUGUUUUAAAUAUUCAUCAUGUCUACUUUGCAUUUUGUCUUGUUUUGAAUCCAAUAAUUGUGAGAAUCUAAAAUGUGUCUUUUGGGUUUGUAUUAAUUUCCAAGAGAGUCUGGUGUUACAUUACUGCUGAUUUUCACAUAUACAGGAUGAAAUCGAAGCUCCCAUGUGGAUAGAUCUCGAUCUAGAAGCCACGUCUGGAUACAAAGACAAUGAUGAUAACUGGUUCAAAAUAAGCCAUUUGUCCCAUCAAAGUUCUUCCCGACAGUUAAUUUCUGCAUUUUCUCGUGUUGGUGAGGGGAAUACAAACAAAACAUCUUCUCCAAAGCUUCCACGAUCUGUCUCAAAAAACAACAGAAUCAAGGAUUGGGGACAGAGCAAUUGCUGUGGCGUUGCAUCAAAUAAGCAUCACCCAAUCAAGAAUUUAAUCAGUAAAUCUUCACGGUUGAAUUCCAGUGAGAAAAUAAAACCCAAACCAAGCAAUGGAAAUCGAAAAGGAAAUGCUAGAUCAAAAGUAAAGCCCUUCAAUCUUUGCACAGAGCAAAGGGGAAGAUUCAAGGAGGAAGAAUUCGUCAAGAAAUUACAACAAAUGACGAUGGAGGAGGAAAAGCAACGGAUACCAAUCGCACAAGGUCUCCCAUUGACAACAGAUGAGCCAGAGUGCUUAGUAAAACCUGCCGUCAAAGAAAUCACAAGACCGGUUGAUUUGGUGUUGCAUAGCGAUGUGAGGGCUGUGAAGCGUGCUGAGUUUGACCAACAGCUGGCUGAGAAGAUGAGCCUUAUUGAACAGUACAGGGAGAAAAGGGAAAGACAACAAAAGUUAGCAGAAGAAGAGGAAAUCAGGAGACUAAGAAAGGAGCUCAUUCCAAGAGCUCAACUCAUGCCCUAUUUCGACAGGACUUUCAUCCCUAGAAGGACGAUGAAGCAUUGCACUAUACCCAGAGAGCCAAAGUUCCAUAUACCACCACAACACAAGAAGAUCAAGUGUGGCAUGUGUUAAGAUGAUAUGUUCACACACCAACAAUGAAAUGCAGAGAAGGAAG
Messenger RNA from Camellia sinensis, 1218 nucleotides. NCBI's taxonomy places the organism in Eukaryota, Viridiplantae, Streptophyta, Magnoliopsida, Ericales, Theaceae. The record is from RefSeq and is a predicted model, not a curated record.